Babjeviella inositovora NRRL Y-12698 is the source of this 2928-nucleotide messenger RNA. RefSeq names its product putative AAA family ATPase (gene YTA6). The record is from RefSeq and is a predicted model, not a curated record. The coding region runs from base 219 to 2492 and encodes 757 amino acids. The transcript has a single exon. Lineage: Eukaryota; Fungi; Ascomycota; Pichiomycetes; Serinales. Gene Ontology annotation, molecular function: ATP hydrolysis activity; ATP binding.
CUUUUCAGCGCGACAUAGCAAAGCCAGAUGCGUGUCGCGAACCGACAUCCAGACGUAAGGAGCACAAUUUCAUCCGAUUCAGUAUUCCCCUGCUCGCAAUAGUAAGAAUAUAUAACAUCUUUAGUCCUAAGUGGUAAAAAGGACUCAUUAGACAGAUAUAAAAAGAAAUCCCCUCCGUUGUUCAUAGCCAUUGACACCACCUAUUCCUGCAUUACCCCAUGAGUUUUUUCCGAAGAAAACCGCCCCAGACGGCGAUGGACCAUCUCAGCAACCUCUACAAUGAGUUCAGCACCACAACUUUCGAAAACCUCACCCUCGAGGACCAGCACCGCCACGCAGAAGCGCUCCAGUGUUGGAAGAGCGCACACACAAACAUACUCUACAAGUUGGAGCACACCGAGAAGCUUUACCCGGUGUAUACUCUCUCGCCCGAAGAGUUUGAGGUUCUCGAGGAGAUAAAGGCCAUCCGUGACCAGAACGUCAAGCAUUUGGUACGUGUGCAGCUUCUCUGUGAGGAAGAUACCAGACGCGAGAGCGCACGCGACGGGCACGGUGGAGCGAGUACCCGUUCCUCCAACGCGCACAUGCCCAACCCUACCCUUCGCGGUGUGAGCACACCCGUGCGUGCGACCGGUGCGCAGCCCACCAAGAAGCUUAUGAUGAAGACGCUCCGCGGCCUGAAAGUGCACUUGAAUGACAGUGCGCACUCGCUUAACUCCGCGACGUCGCUCAAGGCCGCCAAUCUCAUCUGGAGCAAACCUCAGGCUAGCACUCCGUCGGAAAAUAAUCCCAGAAGUGAGACGUACGACCCGGCGUUUGACUCCUUCAGCCUGCUGCCCAACCUCGAGCCCGUGGCACUCCCGACGAAACCAGUUCGCCGUGUACAGAGCCCCGUUCACAAUGUGACUGCCCAGAUGGAUUCUCUCGAUCCAUAUAUACGGGUGUCUUCGGGUCCCAAGGCCGUUUCUCCUAAACCUGUUGCCAAAGCACCUCAAGCGACGUCUCAAACAUCGUUUCAGGCGAGAGGUGCGCUGACAAAACCACAGACCAGGACACAAACGAGACCACAGGCUCCGCCUACCCCUCAGGCUCCUACCAGAGCGCCUCCACAGAUAUUCCGGGCGGCAUCACCGGCCACGAGAGCAUCACCUCCGCCAGCGCAAAAACCGGCUCAGACUAAUGGCAGACCUGCCAUUCAGCCUGCGCUGAGCGCCAGGACUGUUGCCCAGGUCAAACCUGCGGCAAACGGCAGACCUGUCGCCCAGGCAACGACAAGCACGAGAACUAUUCCGAAAACCACACAGACCAGGCCAGCAGCAAAGUCUGCAACGGCGAAGCCUAUUUCCAGGCCUACUAAUGGCGCCAAACCUGCUACGGGUAAGACGUCUUCGCCUGCGCCGAGGGCUGCAGCCGUAUCGGCUCCAAAGCCGGCUUCAAAGCCCCCAGCCCCGCCGAUUCCGCCCAAGAGAGUUUCCGCGGUUUCAGCCAAAAAGGAAGAACAGUCCCCCGCGGAUCCCACCCCCCUUGACUAUUCCAACCUCAACGAAGAGCAAACCGAUACCUUCAUUGAGUCGCUCCGCGGGGUGGAUCCUACCGCCGCGAAACAGAUCCUCAACGAGAUCAUCGUGCGUGGCGACGAAGUCUACUGGGACGACAUCGCCGGACUUGAGGCGGCGAAAAACUCACUUAAGGAGACGGUGGUGUACCCGUUCUUACGGCCAGAUCUCUUUUCCGGACUCCGGGAGCCCGCACGUGGGAUGCUCCUCUUCGGACCGCCUGGUACCGGGAAGACGAUGCUUGCACGCGCCGUCGCAACUGAGUCGCAUUCGACGUUUUUCAGCAUCAGUGCUUCGAGUUUGACGUCUAAGUAUCUCGGUGAGUCAGAGAAACUCGUACGCGCGUUGUUCCAGAUCGCGAAGAAGCUCGCUCCGGCAAUUAUAUUUGUGGACGAGAUUGACUCGAUUUUAUCGUCACGGUCGGAUAACGAGAACGAGUCGUCGCGCCGGAUCAAGAAUGAGUUUUUGAUCCAGUGGUCUGAUCUCUCGUCUGCGACUGCGAACCACGACGAGGACGUGAGCCGUGUGUUGGUACUUGCGGCGACAAAUUUACCGUGGGCAAUCGACGAGGCCGCGCGGCGGCGAUUCGUACGACGCCAAUACAUCCCAUUACCGGAGGCUGAAACUCGCAAGGUACAGCUCUUGCGGCUCUUAGCGCGCCAGAAUCACAGUUUGGGUGCGAGUGAGCUCGACGAGUUGAUUGCGAUGACGGACGGGUUUUCGGGCUCGGACAUGACAGCAUUGGCACGCGACGGUGCAAUGGGACCGUUGCGUGCGCUUGGGGACAAGUUGUUGAGUACGCCGCGCGACCUGAUCCGGCCCAUGCUGUUGGAAGAUUUCCGGUUGAGUUUGCGGUUUAUCCGUCCGAGUGUGGGAAAGGAGGGGUUGAAAGAGUAUGAGGAGUGGGCGGAGAAGUUUGGGAGUAGCGGGGUGUAGCCUGUACCGGCUGCCGGAGGUUGUUCAAGUAGUGUCACCAGCUACGUAGCGGUCGCGCGGUAGCGUCAUUGCGAUAGCUGUUGGUAUGACUUGGUGAUUACUUGGAUGAUGUGCUGGCUGAAGGCGUUGGGAUAUGCCUUUACCAAGCAAGGGCGCGCUCAAAUAUGCUUUCUCCGUUGCAAUACACGACUCUAAAAGUAUCACUCCUUCGUCCCUGCUUGCUCAUACUAUCUCUAACCGACCAGCAAUUCUGUACAUGUGUGCAUCCAUAAUGCUAGGUCUGGUUGUAGGUGGGAGACCCAUGUGAUGGGCAGCUGCCGUGGAAGGCCAGUAGACAACCCAGUUUACUAUAAAUACGGUAAAUGCAAUUACUGAGUAUUACUGACAUUGCUGUGUGCGUUGUAGAAUGUGGUUUCAGAAAGAUCCACAUUGGAAU